GCCUUUGGGCCACGGCAAAGCUUCAAGAUGCGGUGCCGGAAGUACUCACAGCCGUGCCGACCCUUGUGGCGUGCAUACCCGGGCGGAUCCAGAGCAUGAUCCCCCAACACCUGUCAAACUGCCUCUUAUCCUUCGCCCUGCUGCAGCAGUCGGUCCCCGAGGUGCUGUCUGGCGUGCCUCUCAUUGCCACGCACAUACAGCAGAAGGUGGAUCGCCUGCUGCCCCAGCACCUGUGCAAUUGUCUAUGGGCUGCCGCCAAUUUGAAAGAGGCAGGCCCUGAGGUAUUGAAAGCUGUCCCGGCCAUUGCGCAGAGGAUCCCGCACAACACAGACAGAUUUGAUUAUCAGCUGCUCGCCAGUGCCUGCUGGUCAGUUGCAGUGUUACAAGAAGCCGUUCCAGAGGUGUUGAGCACGGUGCCAGCCCUGGCAAGCAAAGCGCACGGACAGAGCGGAGACUUCGAUUGCCAAGCAUUGUCAAACUGCUUGUGGGCUGCUGCGCACUUGCAGGAGUCUGCCCCGGCAAUGCUGGCCAUUGUACCCCGGUUGGUGAAAGGCAUUGUGAACAGCGCAGACCGGUAUACCAGUGGGAAAGCGGUUGCAAUGCAACGGAGUGCUAUUCUGAACAACAAGCUUGGCAAACUAAGCAGCGUUGGGAAGAUGAUUCCACAGCAUUUGUCCAACUGCCUCUGGGCGGCUGCAGCCCUGAAGGAUGUGGCUCCUGAGGUGUUGCAGGCCGUGCCAGCCUUGUCGAAUCGAAUUCCGCAACUAGGUUAG
Messenger RNA from Symbiodinium pilosum, 773 nucleotides. The record is from the annotation of a GenBank genome assembly. Lineage: Eukaryota; Dinophyceae; Suessiales; Symbiodiniaceae.